Entrophospora sp. SA101 is the source of this 216-nucleotide messenger RNA. The record is from the annotation of a GenBank genome assembly. Lineage: Eukaryota; Fungi; Glomeromycota; Glomeromycetes; Entrophosporales; Entrophosporaceae.
AUGGAUUGGACACCUACAGAAGAAGGUCUUUCACAACUAUUACAGCUUAUUAAAGAAUCUGUCUCACCCAAUAAUGAAGUUCAUUCAAUGAUACAACAAUUUAUGAGUUUUUUCUUUACUGGGUGUAGUGGCGGUGGUAGUAGCAAUACCACCACCAAUACUAAUCAAUUUUCUACAAUAUCUCGAAAGUCCCAACCAGAACAACAUAUUCGUUAA